Oncorhynchus tshawytscha (Chinook salmon) is the source of this 1920-nucleotide messenger RNA. Its product is annotated as serine/threonine-protein phosphatase alpha-2 isoform. Lineage: Eukaryota; Metazoa; Chordata; Actinopteri; Salmoniformes; Salmonidae. The record is from RefSeq and is a predicted model, not a curated record. Gene Ontology annotation, molecular function: protein serine/threonine phosphatase activity. The transcript is spliced from 8 exons. Bases 214 to 1212 code for a protein of 332 amino acids. Gene Ontology annotation, cellular component: nucleus; cytoplasm.
CCCCCUGUCUUCUCGCUUCCCCUGAACAACACGGCCCUUUUUAAGUUCAGUGGGGGAAGAGAAAGCGGGAAUCUGAAAUACGAAGACAAAAAGACACUAAACAGACCUGAAAGGGCCCUGUCUUCUACACGGGAAGACUAUUGUCAAAUCAAAGAAGCAACACGAAACGAAGGUCUUGACUGCCUGAACCACGACAAAAAAAAUAUAAGUAAAAUGGCGGAGCCGGACAAAUUAAACAUCGACUCCAUAAUACAGCGUCUUCUGGAAGUUAAGGGCUCUCGGCCAGGCAAGAACGUUCAGCUGACAGAGAACGAGAUCCGUGGACUUUGCCUCAAGUCUCGCGAAAUCUUCCUCAGCCAGCCAAUCCUGCUCGAGCUUGAGGCACCACUCAAGAUCUGCGGUGACGUCCACGGUCAGUACUACGACCUGCUGCGGCUGUUUGAGUAUGGAGGUUUCCCCCCGGAGAGCAACUACCUGUUCCUAGGGGACUACGUGGACCGAGGGAAGCAGUCCCUGGAGACCAUCUGCUUGCUUCUGGCCUACAAGGUCAAAUACCCAGAGAACUUCUUCUUGCUGCGCGGCAACCACGAGUGUGCCUCCAUUAACCGCAUCUACGGCUUUUAUGACGAGUGUAAGAGACGGUAUAACAUCAAGCUGUGGAAGACGUUCACAGACUGCUUCAACUGUUUACCCGUGGCUGCCAUUGUAGAUGAGAAGAUCUUCUGCUGCCAUGGAGGCCUCUCUCCAGACCUCCAGUCCAUGGAGCAGGUGCGCAGAGUGAUGCGACCCACAGAUGUGCCUGACCAGGGCCUGCUGUGUGAUCUGCUGUGGGCCGACCCAGACAAAGAUGUCCUGGGCUGGGGCGAGAACGACCGCGGGGUCUCUUUCACAUUCGGCGCAGACGUGGUGGCCAAAUUUCUGCACAAACACGACAUGGACCUUAUAUGCAGGGCACAUCAGGUGGUAGAAGACGGUUACGAGUUCUUUGCAAAGAGACAGCUUGUUACUCUGUUCUCUGCCCCUAACUACUGUGGAGAGUUUGAUAAUGCCGGUGCCAUGAUGAGUGUGGAUGAGACCCUCAUGUGUUCCUUUCAGAUUCUCAAGCCAGCGGAUAAGAAGCUCUACUCUUAUGGUGGAGGUGGAGGAAUGGGAUCUGGACGCCCCGUCACCCCGCCACGGAAUUCCGCCAAAGGCGGGAAGGCCAAGAAAUAACACCCACUGGACCCCCCCUCCUUGAACCAAGCACCCCCCCACACUCUUUUGCCCUACUUUUCCCCUCAUCACCAAACAGCAACAAAGCAGACAGUACCUAGGGUUCGGUCCUCUUUUUCUCUGAUACUGUUUUUAACUGUUUGAGUGUAUGUAUGUCCGUGCGUGUGUCUGAAAGAGAGGUUUAUUGUAUUCUGUUUGUAUGUCCUUCCUUUCCCCUGCUCUGUUCUCCUGUCACUUUGUAGAUGAAAUUGGUCCUUCCUUUCAGUGAUGUAAAUGCACACCUGGAGGGGAAAGGAGCCUUUACUGUUUGUUAGGGCCCUGCACUGUUUUGAUGCUCAACACAAGCUUUUGUACAUCCUGUUUGAGAGGUGUGUGUGUGUGUGUGUGUGUGUGUGUGUGUGUGUGUGUGUCAAUGGGGUCAAUUUGCAUGGUCAAAUGGUAACAACAGCACACACCACACACUGAGAGCACAGGUGGAUAUGUGCAGAUGGACCCUUUUAGUUUAUGGAUUCACAAAGAUCAAGAAGCGGACACGUUUAUUUUUUUUCUCUCCCAAAAACCAAUGAUUUGAAAACGCAAUCAUGGAUGUGAAAUAGUUUUGCUUUUCUGUUCUUUUUUUUUGUAGAUGCAUAAAAAAAAAGGUUUGAAUCCUUGAGUUUUAGUUUAUUUGGAAGCCGAUGUUUAAUAAAGAACCAUUUAUUUAAAAUA